Armigeres subalbatus is the source of this 1811-nucleotide messenger RNA. It is a transcript of the gene Tmem43, whose product is annotated as transmembrane protein 43 homolog. The transcript is spliced from 4 exons. NCBI's taxonomy places the organism in Eukaryota, Metazoa, Arthropoda, Insecta, Diptera, Culicidae. Bases 138 to 1265 code for a protein of 375 amino acids. The record is from RefSeq and is a predicted model, not a curated record. Gene Ontology annotation, biological process: nuclear membrane organization; lipid metabolic process. Gene Ontology annotation, cellular component: nuclear envelope; nuclear inner membrane.
AGCUGCUACGACUACGAGGAGUGCAAACUGUCAAAACAAUGCCAAUCUGUUCGCAGUUCUUUUGCAUUAAAAUAAAAAAUUUCAAUGAAAAUCUGUGAAUUUUGUGGAGAAAACGCAAUCCAAAGUACAGUUCAAUCAUGAACUUUGUGGAAACUAUAAAAUCAUGCUGGAUGAAGACAGUGAUCGGUUCGGUUUUGCUGACAGCCGGUAUUUGUGUUUUAUUCUGGAACGAGGAACGUGCGAUCAGUAUUUCGCUCUCACUGGAAGCAGCUCUUGAUGAUACCAUAACAAUUAGCGGAGAACGACCUUAUGAUAAAGCUUACGAGGGCAAGUUGGUUCAUCUGAUCGGCCCGAUUGUAACUGGAGAACCAUUAACCGAACCAGAUUACAACAUUCAAGUGCAGGCUGUUAAGCUGAAAAGGCGUGUGCAAAUGUACCAAUGGAUAGAGGAGUAUGUGGAAAACAACUACGGUGAAACAGUAGUCUCAGUCCAAACAGAAGACCGCACCUACUACUAUACCAUGGACUGGCGUGAUGAUUUGGUCGAUUCGCGAAGUUUCUACAUCCGGACGGGUCAUCACAAUCCAACAGCGUUUCCAAUGGACACCAAACUGUACGUUUCGGAGCGAGUACACAUCGGUCAAUAUGAACUCGGGGAGGCUUUGAAAGACCGGUUUACAAAAUUCAUCGAAGUUACGUCGGAUACCAGACCGGAAGAUCCUGCGGUGAAGCUACACUCGGGCCUAUAUUACCACUGUGAUAAUAUUUGGAAGCCAUUGAUUGGCGACAUAAGGAUACAGUUUUACUACGCAGGCCUAGAAGGUUCAACGUACACAAUCAUCGGAAAACUAGAAAAUGGAAAAAUUGUUCCCUACGAGUCGUUGCAUGGCAGGAAACUUUUACUAAUCUAUUCGGGAGAGCUUUCCCUCUCCGAGACGUUAAAAAUGGAACAACAUGCGAAGCGGAUGACUGCCUGGGGUUGGCGUCUUAUUGGUUGGAUCAUGCUGUUUCUUUCGGCCACGUGUUCGGCAUCGGUUCUGCAGUAUAUUACUGCGCAAAGCCGUGUUCUGCGGCAGUUCGUGCCGGACCCAACUUUUCCGGUUUCCACCAACAUCACUUUGGCAUUUUCUUUAGCGUUAGUGGUUACUUCAGUUGCGUGGAUUGUUUAUCGGCCCGUGCUUGGAAGCGGCAUAUUUUUUGCGGCUGUGUCACCUUUCCUAUACUGUGCUCGCGGAAUAUUCAAUAAUUAUCAACGCAUCGACUAAACAUAAGCUUUUGACAAUAAUUUGUUUUACAUAAGGGAAUGACGGUUUUGGCAGGUUUUGUUCUAUUAUUGUCAGGUGGGUUUUUUAUGACUGAUUAUGCUCAAAUAUGGCCUAAACAUUAUUUGCAUAUCAAAGAAUAUUGUGGACAAAUUUCAUAAAAUUUGGUCGACAAAACCCCCCCUGACAAUAAUAGAACAAAACCUGCCAGAGCCGUCUUUUUCCCUGGUUCUUGUUGACUGUCAUGCUAAGCAUAGUUUUUACGACAUUCCCACUAUGCUGACUGGUGAUGAAUUUUUCCAAGCAAGUUAUUUCUCCUUCAAUUUCCAUGACUAGAAUUUUUCAGCAAUCUAGUUGUCAAAAUUGGAUUUAUUCCGUAAUAUUUGCUUGUUUCAAUGAUCAGUUCAGUGGGACAUGGACAGCUCUAAACUAUGCUUGGAACGGCAGUUGAGCUCUGCCUUGAGUGUGUUUAAGGGUUUCUCAAAAUAUUCUCAUCUUUUAUAUCUAGUCUUGAAGUUAGUCUAAAUAAAUAAAUACUCCUGUUUUAAA